Messenger RNA from Daphnia pulex (common water flea), 1494 nucleotides. RefSeq names its product rhodopsin-like. Gene Ontology annotation, molecular function: G protein-coupled receptor activity. Gene Ontology annotation, biological process: visual perception; G protein-coupled receptor signaling pathway. Bases 1 to 1494 code for a protein of 497 amino acids. The transcript has 2 exons. Gene Ontology annotation, cellular component: membrane. Lineage: Eukaryota; Metazoa; Arthropoda; Branchiopoda; Diplostraca; Daphniidae. The record is from RefSeq and is a predicted model, not a curated record.
AUGGAGAUCGAUUGUAACGAUUCACUGGUGCUCUCGACUUUUAAUGAGGAUCCGUUCUGGACCAAAGAACAGUUGCUGCUCUUGAAGCAUUUCCCUCGAAACGCUUUCCUAAUUAUGGGAUUGAUUGUCUCCACUAUUGGCAUAUUUGGACUAGCUGCUAAUGGAACAGUCCUCUUCAUUUUCUCCAGGUUCAAACGACUCCGAUCGCCACCGGCCAAUACGUUCAUCAUAAAUUUGGCGUUCAGCGACAUGUCGGCAUCGAUACUUCACUCGAUGGCCGCCUAUUCGAAUUUCAACGGCCGCUGGGCGUUCGGUCGUCUGGGCUGUAAACUCUACGCUAUGGGAAUCACUUGUUUCGGACUGGUCUCCAUUUUAACGUUCAGCGCCAUCGCCUGCGAACGAUGUCUCGUCAUCGGACUGGUGGAUAGCCGCUGGAGAGUAAGUCGAUUGCAGGCCAAAAAAGCUUGCGGCUUCAUUUGGUUGCACUGCGCCAUUCUGGUGAGUUUGCCACUGUUCGGAUGGUCGUCCUACGUGCCGGAAGGACUGCUGACGACCUGUUCAUGGGAUUACAAGACAAGGACAAUGUCUAACCGGGCGUAUUAUGUUCUCCUCCUUUCCGCUGGCUUCUUUCUUCCCGUCUUACUCAUCUUCGUCAGCUACGGUCGAAUUUUGUUCUCGCUCGUGUCCCAAGCUCGUCAGUCGAUCUGCACCAACUCACAGAACAACGUCUUGCUCAAAUUACGGCGACAGACGGAGAUCAGGACGGCCAAAAUUGUUGUGUCGCUCAUCUUCGUUUAUUUGGCGGCUUGGACUCCGUACGCUAUAGUGACGCUCAUCGGACAAUUUGGACCGGAAGAUUUAGAGAUGUCAUGGGUGUUCACUGCUAUUCCGGCCUAUUUCGCCAAAACGGCCGUCGUCAUCGAUCCGCUGGUUUUUGGAUUUUCUCAUCGACAUUUCCGCAACUCGCUCAAAAAUUACAUUUUAAAUUUGUGCACCUUACGCAACGUAGAAAUCGGUUCCGACAUCCGGUCGAAUAACUACAGUAGCGGUAUACCGAAAUGCAGCAGCAAAAGUUGGCCGGGCGGAUUGCCAACCAGUUACCAGUCGCGCGGAAUGACCAUCUAUCCGACAAACGCUUGUUGCGCUCUGCGCAUCUGCGAGCCUCGCACUUGCACUCGAUUUUCUUCUGCGCAAAGCAUCACCCCUUCUAACGUCGGCCAGACUAAUGGGAAACGCCGCAAUGGCCGGAUGCUGAGGACCUUCCGCGAGUUGUCUCUCAACGACGUGAAUGAAACGAGUUUCUCGACGAAUAAAAUGGCGGCAGUAACAGGCAGAUCUAUUGUUGACACGGUUGGAUCGAGUCGGGGGUCUCGGCUACGAGCGCAUUCCUAUUCCAAUUUCAAGUACAAAGUUCGUAACGCCGAGUUCUACAGCGAGAUCAUCGUGCCGACUAUUUCAGUAGAGACCGUCGACGAAGCUCAGCAACACGUCUGA